UACUGAUUACUUUUCAGUUGAAAAAUAAUAUAAUAAUCUACGUUUCAUGACGUUUACGUUUCAAGUUAAUUAAUUUUAUAAAUAUACAUCCUUUAGCUGUUAAAUUAAUAUUUUGGAUAUUUGAUAUAUGCAUAUAUAUUUUCAAUAAACAUAAUAUAGUAACAGUAUUAAAAUACUUUAACGCACUUCGUAAUUGGUUAAAUGAUAAGCGCUGGGAGAUGCAUUAACGGCCGUAGUGUAAUGUCAAAGGAGUGUCGAGUUAACUGUGGCAGUGGAGGAUACGUCAACCACUGUGAACAAGACCUCGAUGAUAAAAGUGAAAUGGUGAUGGGAAUUGCAUCCAAAAUAUCUACAACUGACCAGCUGAGGACAUCUAAUAAUCAUAAAUACUCAUCGUGUGAAAAUUCUGAAAUAAGAAGUCUUAAAGACUUUUCACUUGGCAAUCUUGAUUUAAUUGACGAAUUAAAAGUGAUAGUGAAUCAAAAGGACAAAACUAUUGAACAGUUAUCUGAUGAAGUUAAUUUUCUUAAAAAGAAACUGGAAGAAACGAAACAACAGUUAGUGAAUUUAGCAAGAAAAGAAUCUAUAGAUACUCUCCCUUUUACACCAGUAACAACAAAUUAUUCUUCAGGCAUUGGUGAUAUUAAUUCAAUAGAAUUACAAACUCAUGGUUCUAAAGUAAGAAAGCGAAAACAACGUCAAAUGCCAAUGAAACGUCCAUGUGUAGAAACAGUAGAUAAUAACCAACUAAAAAAACUUAAGAAUCGUAUUCGUACUAAAUCAGGUGAUUCUGGAAAAAUGCAAGAACUAUCACUUAUUACUUCAGAAAAUGCAUACUACACUUGUUUAGGAAAUUAUGAUCCAAUUAAAGAUGAUCCAUUGCCAGAGAGUAAUACUAACAACUUAGAGAUUCCUAGCUGGAGAGUUAAAAACUAUACAAGUUGGUAUUCUAUGGAAGGAACUGAAAAUAUGUCUGAUGAUAUUUUUGAAAGUAGACACUCCAGACUUGAACUUUGGGAACGUAAACGAAAAAGAUGGGAUAUGCAACGUUUAAGAGAAUUGAGGCGUAUUGAAUAUUUGAAAGAAGGACGUAAUAAAAGUCACUACCAAAAUUCAAAUGACAGUGAAAAAGAAGAACUAGUAACACUUUUACCUGAUCCAUCUAACAUAAAAGCAAUUGAAAUAACUGAUAAUUUACCUGUAUCAGCAUUUGGAUGUAAUUUACAUACUAAAAAGAAACCUGAAGAGUUCAAAUUUUGUCAUAGCCGCUGGUGUAAUGAUGGUUCUCAAGAAGCAAAAGAAUCUAAAAUAAGAGGUCUUCGUUCUUCUGGACGUGGUAAUCUUUUUGAUAAUUUGUAAGUUUAUUUUAUGAACAAUUUAUUGUUUGAGAUCUGGUAAUUUCAUUUCAUCAAAUGUGUGGAUAAUUAAGUGUUUGUUUUCCUUUUUUCAUUUAUUUUUGUAAAUAAAUUAUAUAUUUAAACAUAUUAGCAAUUAACAUAUUAAUAAUUAUUGUGAUAUUUAUUUAGUUUUUACUGCUCUUAAUAUAAAACCAAUUGAUUUUUGGUUUUAAUUGAUUUAUUAUUUUUGCAAUGACUAUGUGUUAAAUAUUUAUUAAUAUUGUAUAUUUUUUUUUCAAAUAUUAGUUGUACUUCUUUAGGUCAUAUAAUAUAUUUAUCUUGUUUUAUUGUUUCCGUAGUACACUUCAAAGCUGUAUCUGAGAAAAAAAAUACUUCUAACACUGAAACAACCAUUCAUAAAAUUAUAUUAAUGAUUGAAAACUUUUUUAUUUAAUUUAAAAAGUAAAUUAACAUUAUCUUUAAUCGUAAUUUGUUUAUUAUGAGAUCCUCCUAUUUAUUUUCUCAUAAUAUAGCCUGAAUGUACUUAAUGAAUUAUUUCUUAAACAAUAAAUCUACUUUUAACAGU
Messenger RNA from Daktulosphaira vitifoliae (grape phylloxera), 1923 nucleotides. RefSeq names its product male-specific lethal 1-like 1. Gene Ontology annotation, cellular component: MSL complex. The transcript is spliced from 6 exons. The record is from RefSeq and is a predicted model, not a curated record. Bases 202 to 1359 code for a protein of 385 amino acids. NCBI's taxonomy places the organism in Eukaryota, Metazoa, Arthropoda, Insecta, Hemiptera, Phylloxeridae.